AUGGAGGCCCCAGUCACAAGAAUAACCAUCGAAUACAAUCAUUGCUGGACGUUAACAACAUGCACAGCUACAACAAAUAUACCAUUCAUCUUUCCCCUUGGACUUCUUCGAUACUCCAAUAUUUCCUACUCAUCGUCGCAGUCUCGAUAUCUACAAGCACAACAUGCCCUUGUACUAGAAUCUCCAGGACUCCAGGACACUAGACCAAAGCAUAGGCUAGGCAAAGAUCCUCGAACAUGGUACAUUCCCAGUCUGCCUUUGAGAGCCAUCCACAGUAACUCGGGCAAGAAUACAGAUAGAUGGGGAGAUCCAUGGUAUGGGAAACCAUACUAA
Molecule: messenger RNA, 333 nt
Organism: Botrytis porri
Lineage: Eukaryota; Fungi; Ascomycota; Leotiomycetes; Helotiales; Sclerotiniaceae
Exons: 1
Coding region: 1-333 (110 amino acids)
Source: RefSeq, a predicted model, not a curated record